AGUUUGGAUCCUUGCAGUCACUCAUCCCGACAGCCAGGACCGCUGCUCCCCCACCCCUCAUCCAGCUUUCCUCUCCAAUCAUCCGCUGCUGGAACCAACCCUCACUUCUUCUCCAACCUGAACCAAUCAUGGAAGCCAGCAGGAAGACUCCCUCCUUCUCUGACGCCCUCCGUCACCUGCUUGUCCUGAUGCUAACUCUCCUCCCCGCCGCUGGGUCGAUGCCGGUCCCAACGGACGUCCCUGUGUGCACGGCGUCAGAAACAGCCCACUACAGCCUCACGUUCACAGGGAAAUGGACCCAGGCAGCUUUUCCUAAGCAGUAUCCUGUCUACCGCCCGCCUGCUCAGUGGUCCAACCUGAUCGGGGUGACCCACAGCUCCAACUACCACAUGUGGCAAAGUAAUGAGUUUGCCAGCAACGGAGUGAGGGAGUUUGCGGAAAAAGGCGAGGCCUGGACGAUCAUGAAGGAAGUGGAGACGGCCGGCGAGCAGAUCCAGGGCGUUUAUGGGAUCCUCUCUGCUCCUGCUGCUGUGGGCGGCUCCGGCCAGAUGGACGCCGAGUUUGAGGUGUUUGCCAGGCACUCCUAUCUGUCGUUCAUGGUGCGGCUGGUGCCGAGCCCGGACUGGUUCGUGGGCGUGGACGGCGUGGAUCUGUGUGACGGCGACCGCUGGAAGGACAAAGUGACGCUGGAGCUGUUCCCGUACGACGCGGGAACGGACAGCGGAUUCACCUUCUCCUCCCCAAACUUUGAGACGAUCCCGCAGGACAGAAUCACGCCGAUCACCUCGUCCUUCCCGAGCCACCCGGCCAACUCCUUCUUCUAUCCCCGCCUGAAGCAUUUACCGUCGAUCGCCAAGGUAACACUGACAAAAAUCAAGAAAACGAAUCAAAUCAUCAGCCUGCCGCUGGAGCCCACGCAGUCCAACCUGCUGCCAACGGGGAACGAGAUCAAAGACAAGCUGAUCAAUACCCCUCUGGACUGCGAAGUCUCCCCCUGGUCGCCCUGGGGUUUGUGCAAAGGGAAGUGUGGCGACUCAGGUGUGCAGCACCGCACCCGCUACGUCAUCAUGCACCCGGCCAACAACGGAGCGGCCUGCCCCCUGCUGGACGAGGAGAGGAAGUGCUUCCCGGACAACUGCUUAUGACUAGG
Molecule: messenger RNA, 1150 nt
Organism: Gambusia affinis (western mosquitofish)
Lineage: Eukaryota; Metazoa; Chordata; Actinopteri; Cyprinodontiformes; Poeciliidae
Gene: spon2b
Product: spondin 2b, extracellular matrix protein
Exons: 6
Coding region: 129-1145 (338 amino acids)
Biological process (GO): cell adhesion
Cellular component (GO): extracellular matrix
Source: RefSeq, a predicted model, not a curated record